AUGGAUGCCAAUUACGCCAACGUCCCCUCUCAGCCCGCAGUGGCUCGGGACUCUACAAAGAAGGCCUUCGACAUCAGUAGCCUCAUGUCGCCUCCCGAAGCUCAGCCUUACGAUAGCUUUUCACAAGUUCAACAGCACGCCUCGUCAGCAUCAGUCAUUCACCGAGGCCAUGGGUCGGCUAAACCUAGUAUGCCCAUGUCCCCCCCUGUCUCGCCAUACAUUACAGAUUCCGCAAAUGCCCCUGCUCCCGACAUUCCGGCGGGCAUGUCAAAGGAUCCUAUCCUGUAUCCUCGCGAGGAGACAGCAUCGAGCCCAACCCAGCCGCCUCUGUUUCCCACGACCGAAGCGAUCGAGCAUCGCCGCAUCGUUGACGAGCACAUCGGCGCCCGCCCCCCGGGUCUCUUUCGCGAAGGUUCGCCUCCUCAACCAGAAGAUUAUGAGCUGCUUCUGCAAUGCAAGUCUCAAGCAAUCGAGCUUUUCAGCAGGGACAGAAAAGCCUGGUUCGAAAAGGAACGCGAUCAAGUCAGGGCCGACCGCAAACUGAACAGCGCCCGCUGGAAUAGCGUCGUGAGAUAUCAGACCAUUGCCCCCGCCAAGUCCGUACCUGCCAAGACGACGAAGCCGCUCUCUGCCAGACCUAAGAUUACUUCCUCUGCAAACCCAAAGACCGAUCGAGUUGUGAAACCUUCGCAGACUCCUCGUCCUGCUCGCAAUAGUCCUCCCACCCGGCAUGUCCGUCGUAUUAGUGCUACGCCGGACCCCACCCGCCGCGUUGUUGCUCCAAACAGAGAGGAUCGCGAUUUCGCAGCGUUGCCCGACUACUGCCCACCGGUAUCUUCUCUGCCUGAUAAGCCGAACUCUCUGAAGGUUGACUGGAAGGGCGCUCCCAUCGAUUUGAGCGACGAUUCCAACAUCAACCUCCUUCACCCUGACGAGGCAAGCCUGGCAGCCAAUCUCCGGCUCGACUGCGCUACAUAUCUCACCAGCAAGCGUCGCAUCUUUGUCCGCCGGCUGGAGUGUGCCAAGGUCGGCAAGGAAUUCCGCAAGACGGACGCUCAGCAAGCUUGUAAGAUUGACGUGAACAAGGCUUCGAAGCUUUGGACUGCGUUCGACAAAGUUGGCUGGUUAGACCUCAAGUGGAUGAGCCAGUACAUCUAA
Messenger RNA from Colletotrichum gloeosporioides, 1158 nucleotides. Its product is annotated as SWIRM domain-containing protein FUN19. Gene Ontology annotation, molecular function: protein binding. The record is from RefSeq and is a predicted model, not a curated record. Lineage: Eukaryota; Fungi; Ascomycota; Sordariomycetes; Glomerellales; Glomerellaceae. Bases 1 to 1158 code for a protein of 385 amino acids. The transcript has a single exon.